Messenger RNA from Ilex paraguariensis (yerba mate), 1075 nucleotides. Lineage: Eukaryota; Viridiplantae; Streptophyta; Magnoliopsida; Aquifoliales; Aquifoliaceae. The record is from the annotation of a GenBank genome assembly.
AGAUAGAUAAGCUCUGUCCAUAAUAUCAAAAGGGGUUUCCCAGUAAGCUUUUGGAGAUUUCAGACAUCAGAAAAUUAGCGGAAAUGGAAUUUGGGGAUCCCAGCUUCAUCCAUCAGUGGCCAAUAAACUCUGUUGAUGAGCUCAGUUCACUGUCUAUGGCAGCUGUAUUUGGAGAGAAUUUACAUCAGUCUUACUCUCAACCGAUGUUUGACCUUAAACAUUCCAUGGAAAUUUCUGAUACUGGCCUCAACAGGUCCAUGAAAAUGCUCAAAACCAACAGCUGGAAUUCCUGCAUAACCGAUCAGUUGUCAAACAUACAAGCUGUUCCUUCUCCCAAAACGCUUCCCUAUGUCAAUUCAAAUUACACGAAUGAAGUUGGUCUUGUUAAGCCUAAAGAAGAAGCAGUGUUUUCCAAAAGUAAUACCAAUGUACCUUUAGAGAUUUCCUUUGGGGACCAAAAUCAGGUGUUCACUCCUUGUCAAAGAUCUAAGAGGAUUAGACUUUCUCAAGCUCAAGAUCACAUCAUAGCCGAGAGAAAGAGAAGAGAAAAGCUCAGCCAGAGGUUGAUAGCCUUGUCUGCUCUAGUCCCUGGACUAAAGAAGAUGGAUAAGGCUUCUGUUCUUGGAGAUGCUAUAAAGUAUUUGAAACAACUCCAAGAGCAAGUAAAGACCCUUGAAGAACAGUCCAGGAAGAAAUCCAUUGAAUCUGUAGUUUAUGUGAAGAAGUUUGAGCUUCAUUCUGAUCCUGCCAAUUCUUCCACAUAUGAAAAUUUCUCCGGUGGCCCUCUUGAUGAGCCGCUCCUAGAAAUUGAAGCAAGAGUUUCUGACAAAGAUGUCCUCAUAAGAAUUCACAGUGAGAAAAGGAAAGGAAUUCUGGAAAAGACAAUAGGUGAAAUUGAGAAACACCAUCUAUCAGUCAUUAAUAGCAGUGUCAUGACUUUUGGGAAUUAUGCUCUUGAUAUAACUAUAAUUGCACAGGUAAUCUUUUAUCUCUUGUAUAAAGACCCAUUUCUUUCUGACUAAGUUGCUGAUUAAAAUUUCAUUGUUGUUAAUCAUUUCUGUAUUAUACGUUCGAU